AUGACUAACGAUGUUGGGACAUCCAAUGGAGGCAAGGCUACUCGCAAAGUGGGCUGCAUACCUGACCUGGCGGAAGUGCGUUCAGCCGAAGAGAAUUGGACUGGCCUUACCGACCCUGCGAUUCGACGAAAGUUGCAGAAUCGCUUGAACCAGAGAAUCUAUCAAAUGGAUUGGGUGACUGAUCUUGCACUGGGCACUUAG
Penicillium verhagenii is the source of this 201-nucleotide messenger RNA. Its product is annotated as putative S-adenosylmethionine-dependent methyltransferase CRG1. The record is from RefSeq and is a predicted model, not a curated record. The transcript has 2 exons. The coding region runs from base 1 to 201 and encodes 66 amino acids. NCBI's taxonomy places the organism in Eukaryota, Fungi, Ascomycota, Eurotiomycetes, Eurotiales, Aspergillaceae.